AUGCGAGGACGUCCCCCUGAGCCGGGUCUCUUACUGUAUUUACAUAUUGUGUCUGGGGUCCUCGGUGUGUCCUCCUCUCCUAAAGCGAAGCCAUGUGCGGCCAGAGAGACGCCAAUUGGACCCAGACGGUUUCCCAGAAGCAGCGGAGGCCUUCCCCCUGCCCUCCUGAACACUCCCCCAGCCUCACAAAGCACCCCACAGUGUCCGAACCUGACCUCAGCGGAGGAUGUGUGUGCUCCGAAGACGCUGUCACGCAAAUCCUGCAGCCUACGUGCACAGCAGCUGCAAGAAAUUGACCUUUACAGGCAACUCUUUGCACAGGUGCCCUAUUCACAGCAGACAGCUGCCCUUUUUGACCUGUUGGCGGCUCUUGGUGUUCCUGUCUGGUGGUACCCUGUGUGCCCCCCACACAGUCACAGAGCGGGACGCAGCGCCAUGGUAACUCACAGCAAGUUUGUCUCCGUCAUGAGCAGCAGCCCAUUGGACUCCACAAGCAUGAGGCUGCACCAGCGUUACAAGACUUUUAGCUCCAAGGCUCAGUACCAGAUGGUCCUCUCCACCCUGCACAAACUUCAGGAGAGUGGCUUCUACUGGGGAGCGAUAAAUGGCAAGGAGGCCAACGUCAUGCUGGCAUCAGAGCCCACGGGUACUUUCCUGGUUCGGGACAGUUCUGAUAACCGCCAUCUCUUCACCUUAAGCGUCAAAACGGCAUCUGGCACCAAGAACUUGCGCAUCCAGAUCGAUUCAUCGUCUUUUUUUCUACAAACGGACCCUAAAAAUGUUCUGUCAGUACCUCAUUUUGACUGUUUCUCAGAGCACGAGGAGAGCCCAAUUCCCGCUAUAGUUGCUAUGCCUGUUUACAAUUCCACAACUGCAGGUCGCCAUGGAGAUGUCGUCAAUGAGCUCCAGAUGCCAGAUAUGGGAGCCAGCCCUGAAGCGAGCAGUGAGUCACCCAAGAGCAACUAG
Knipowitschia caucasica is the source of this 966-nucleotide messenger RNA. Lineage: Eukaryota; Metazoa; Chordata; Actinopteri; Gobiiformes; Gobiidae. The record is from the annotation of a GenBank genome assembly.